Molecule: messenger RNA, 948 nt
Organism: Suhomyces tanzawaensis NRRL Y-17324
Lineage: Eukaryota; Fungi; Ascomycota; Pichiomycetes; Serinales; Debaryomycetaceae
Gene: PEP8
Product: retromer subunit
Exons: 1
Coding region: 1-948 (315 amino acids)
Biological process (GO): retrograde transport, endosome to Golgi; intracellular protein transport
Cellular component (GO): retromer complex; endosome
Source: RefSeq, a predicted model, not a curated record
AUGUCCAUCUUCUUCAAAACUUCCCUAGACAUUGAAAUCCGGCUAGACAACGAGGACAACCGCAAGCAUGUAGAAGUCAAGACAGCCCAAGGCAGGCUAGAAAAGCUACCCGUCUACAAGGAUGGCGAGUCUGUCAAAGGAAACGUGAUAAUCCGAACCAAAGAAGGCAAGAAGGUGGAGCAUUUUGGAAUAAAGGUCCAAUUACUCGGUGUCAUUGAGACUAACAUCGACGGAUUAGUGACGUCGGAGUUCUUAUCGCUAGCCACCGAAUUAUCCGCUCCUGCCCAAUUGACCCACCAAGAAACAUAUCCCUUCGAAUUCAAGAACGUGGAAAAGCAGUACGAGAGCUACAGAGGAAAAAAUGCAAGAUUGAGGUAUUUCAUCAAGGUCAAUGUAUCAAAGAAGUCGUCGUCGGAUAUCAUCAGGGAGAAAGAGCUCUGGGUAUACCAGUUCAGCAGUCCUCCUACAUCGCUUCCAGCAGUCAACAAUGCUCCAGAAAAGUCCAAUUCACAAAAUACUCCCUCCACCAGCACACCAACCGUCAAGAUGGAUGUUGGUAUCGAGGAUUGCUUGCACAUUGAGUUUGAGUACCUGAAGUCCAGGUUCUCUUUGAAGGACGUGAUAAUUGGUAGAAUAUACUUUUUACUUGUGAGGUUGAAAAUCAAACAUAUGGAGUUAUCUUUGAUCAAGAGAGAAACCGUCGGGGUGCCACCUAAUCAGAUAGUGGAUAGCGAAACAUUGAUAAGAUUUGAAAUCAUGGACGGUGCACCAAUCAAGGGGGAAACAAUACCAAUACGGUUAUUUUUGGGGGGAUUCGACUUGAUCCCCACUUACAAGGAUAUCAACAAAAAGUUUUCCACCAGAACGUACUUGUCGUUGGUGUUGAUAGAUGAAGAUUCCAGAAGAUACUUCAAACAAAGCGAGAUUAUUCUUUAUAGAGAGGAGUAG